Molecule: messenger RNA, 4351 nt
Organism: Nilaparvata lugens (brown planthopper)
Lineage: Eukaryota; Metazoa; Arthropoda; Insecta; Hemiptera; Delphacidae
Exons: 8
Coding region: 932-2665 (577 amino acids)
Source: RefSeq, a predicted model, not a curated record
ACAUAAAAAAUUAAUCAUUUUACUUGCGUUUUUCAAACAAAUACUGGUGACUGGAUGCAAGAAGUUCUGUAUUCAUUUUGCGUGUCGCACAGUACUGCGACACGCUGGACCGGUACCAGCUUGCAGCAGCAGUAAGGUCCUUAAAUUCGUCUUCUGACUCGUCGACGGGAAAUUCGUUGCGGAAAAAGUGUGUGAACAUUGUUGCGGCAUAUGUUUUAUAGCUAUAGAAGGACUCUUUAAUGUAAAUACUGACGUUUUGUCAAGUUUGUUCAAACCAGACUUGACAAAGAUUAGCUUACGUAUCACUUUAUGGAAAAUUCCGUCGAGAACAAACCAUCGGCCAAAAAAACGUAUUCUUGUAAAUGCUUCAAAUUUCGAAAACAAUGAACUGUUCAACGAUCUCUUUAUUGAAUAUCAUUAUUCAAUUCAGAAGGUUUAUGGCUAUGAGCAGUCAAUGCUAUGAGUUUCCUCAAUCUACAUUUUAAGAACUCAUCCAGAUACAUUCUGGAAAAUGCAUGUCUCACUCUCACCUCUAAACGAGUGAUUUAUGGCCCUAUGCAGGCUGUCACACACAGGCGUAUCCAAUAAUCUUCUCUCGUAUCAGAGGAGCUUCCUCUCUGUAGGUGUUUUGGUGGACAGAAGUGCAAUCGAUGGCCACCCGCCAACCGCUGCAGGCAGAGCUGCCUGCUAACAUCAACAAUCGGAGUCUUUCAAUAAAUUCACAAUUCAAUGUAUCUUUCUGCGGAAAAUUAUGGUCAUCUUGGAAGUGCAACGCCUUCUAUUGAACCAUUGACAAUCUGCUCAGUUGUGAUAUUUGUGAGUGAAAAAUUAGGACCACUCCAGAGACAUGUAUCACAGGUUUUCCACCGGUACUAAAAAGUCUAUAUUUUCAUCAGGAAGGCUGUCUUUAUGAGAAAGAUAGCAGGGGGCCAUGGGACGCGGGGGCGGCGCACGGGGCAAGGGGGGGUCGACGUCACUGCCCCGGGCCCGCGAGAGGGCCAACCUCAGCUUCUUCAUAGUGAUUGUGUUCUUCGCCGUCUUCAUGAUCAUUGUCAUCACCGAGAUAUUCCUCAUCGACGAGAGGAGCAGAGGAGGUGGAGUGGGAGGCCUGGGAGGCAUGGGGGGGCAGCUGGCCGGGGGGCGCAGGGGGGGAUCGCGGCGACGGCAGGCCGACUACGACGACGGUCAACCACUGGGGCCCCCUCAGGCAGGCGACGACUACGUGGCCUACCAUCCGGGCCUGGAGGAGGUGGUGGGGGCACUGCGCGGGGUGCUUGAUGAGCAGAAGCAGGGAGGGGGUGGUGGGCGCAUGCGCAGUGAUGGACGCGGGCGCCCGGGCGCACUUGUCCCUCGAGCCGUCGAGACCCUCCUGCCGCCUGCGCCCAACCUCACCGCCUCCCCGGGUGCAUGGCAGAGUGUACCCGGCACUAGGUUUAAGUUUUUUGUAUUCUCCGCCUACUACGACGGUAGAAUGUCAAAGCAGCUGAGGAUAAUUGCUGCGACCAAAACUCGAGUACCGGAGAGGGUCUGGUGCAGAAUGUGGUUUCCUAAUGGGUCGCACUCAGCUUCAGUUCCUGCCAAAGUCAAGGUGAUCAGAGAGAACUGGAACCUGAAGUACAGCGCAUGCUUUAUCCUGUGCCCGGUGCGAGACAACCAGACUGUGCCAAGCUCGGUGUCGAUAGUGAGCAAACUGCGACUGCCGGCCACCAACCACCUCCUCGUGCACAACACUAAGCCCAAGCCGACCGUCUCGCCCCACAUGAGGAUGGCCGUCUGCGUCAAACCGCUGCAUUUCACCUUCAAUCAGACCCUACAGAUGCUGGAGUUCCUGGAGCUGUACCAGUUGCUGGGCAUCAGUCACGUGACAUUCUACAACCACACGAUCGGCGCGAACACGUCGUGCGUGUUGAAGGACUACGAGCGACGUGGCCUGAUCACGAUGCUGCCCUGGAAGCUGGACAUGGUGUCGCAGCGUGAGAUCCGCACCGAGGGCUUGUUCGCAGCACUCAACGACUGCCUCUACCGCAGCAUGUACCACUACACGCACGUUGCCCUCGUCGACAUCGACGAGUUCAUCAUGCCCAAGCACAACGACACGCUCACUGACUUCAUACGGUGGAUGAACACUCACAUGAAUACGAGGUCGACAGGCUCGUACUCGUUCCAGAACGCGUUCUUCUACCUGCAGUGGCCGGACGACAAGGAGACGACGGACAGCGACGACGAAUUCGAGACGAAUCUGAUCACGAUGCGCAAAACGAGACGCCGCUCCAAGCUGCACCCUCACAAGCAGCGCUCCAAGUACAUCUGCCGGCCCGAGUAUGUGGUCGAGGCCGGCAACCAUUUUGUCUGGGAGUUCGUUCCCGGCCACGGCACGCUCAAUGUGCCCGCCGACGCCGCCAUCUUGAAUCACUAUCGGGUGUGUGAGUUCGGUGGCGACGAUUGUGUCAAACUAAUCUCAGUGGUCGACAGAACUGCUUCGCGCUACCGGCAACGGUUGACGGACAACGUGAGGCAACGAUGGAACGAUCUCAAGGACAGGUGUGGACUGCCUGAUGUGAGGCGACCCACACCCAUGCCAGUAGUCAUUAAACAACCACCAAAAACUAUCUCGCAAGCUUCCCACGUCGAUAAAAAAGUGGUCAAGAGUGCUAAGGAAACGUGAUAGCAAUAAUGUGUGUCGUUGCCAAGAAUGCCAAAGUGAAAACUUUACCUGUGCAAUAAAACUACAUUUAUUAAAAGGUCUGCAUGACGUGAAUUUUAAAUUAAAGUUCAUUACAACAAUUUAAGAGUAUAGUAUAAAUAAUUAGUACAAAAUUUAGUAUCAACAGCCUUCAAAAAAAUGAAACUAUCAAAUUUUGUUUAUUAGAAGAACAGCACUCAGGAUUUUUAUUAGAAUCUAUAUUUAAUUGAAAUACGUACAGUACUUGAAAUUUUCAGCAAUCACCACUUUCAGUCAUUGUUACAGAUAGUAUUUUUAAUUGGAAUCCUAUAUUUUUGAACAGAACGCAUCUACUUUACUUACGCCCGGUUACAAGGACACUUAUUAAAUCGAAUAGUCCAUUGAAUCUAUAGGUUUAAUGGUCCAUUAGAUUCAAAAGUGUCCUGGAACCAGGAAUUGAAGUUUGAAAUUAAAAUGAGUUUGCUGUCUACGAUUUAAUGUGAUUUAGAAUCAAGCAUUAAAACAAACACUAAAAGUGGAUUUAAUCAAAUAAUCAAACUUAUAAAAUAUAUUAUUGAACCAUAAAUAUGUUUAAUAGCCUAUAUUGAUGAGCUAUUUUAUCAAUUCUCAACAUAUAUGAUUUGGUAACAGUCAUAACCAAGUAUCAUCAAAUAAUAUAAAAGAAUAUAUGUAAUUUGACAUAUAAGUUACCCGCAAAUUUAUAUUGCAUGUAGUCUUGCUCAAUAUUUUUUCUCAUUGAAAUGAAAUUGUGUAAAUUCUGAAUAGAGCUGUGUACUUGAAACGUUCCAGUAGAAAAAUAUGGUGGGUAAAAUAUCAGCAAUAUAUUAAAAGACUUGAAGCAAUGGGAAUUUGAAACUUUGAAUGUUUCUUAUUGUAGGAUAUGUUCAACAAAAAAUGUUCAAUUCUGCUUCCAAACACUAUUCCGAGAUACAACCCAUAAUUAUGUAAAUUCAGGCUUGGAAGAGGAGUAAGUGAAUAAACAUUGAUACCCUUUAUAGGGAGUAUUACGCUAAGCAUGCUCCCCUUUAUAAAUCAUCAUAAAUUCAUACUUUCAUACAAACCGAAUUAUUAAACUACCUUACAUACUCGGAAGAAUUGAGUGUUCCCAAGUGGGAAUAAUUUGAAUAAGAAAAAAAUUAUUACAAAUGUCCUAUCUUGAUUUCUUAAUCCACUUAUCCGACUUUUGUUGAGCAAAAAAAUUGAAUAAUUAUUGUAUGGUUUAAUAGGAUUUAUUCCUCAUCUGUUAUGAAUCAGAAUGAAACAUCAAUAGGGUCUUACAGAAUGAUAGAAUUAUUAUUGUAAGUGGUAUCUAACAGAAUUUGAUUUACCUCUUGAUAAUAUGGUACUCUUACAUUCCGUUCUAGUAAUAAAUUAAUAUCACAUGGAUUCUAGUCCAAUUUUGUGAGUGAUUGAAGUAACUUGGAUUAAUAUAUGAACAAGACUGGUUAUUUUUUAUAGGAAAUGAUAUAGUACCUUGUUGGUUUUGUGCAAUCUAGUGUAUGUAUGGAUGUACUUUUAUGUAUGAUGUUUUCAAAUAAUGUAAAUAGUAUUGUAAACAAUAUGUUUUUUCAAAGGAUCACAAUAUGAAUUUAGAUCAUCUUGAAAUUCUAUGUUAGAUGAGAACCAAACUUACCAGCAUGAUUUGAAAAAUAAAUUUAUUCUAUUCGA